GUCAACCUUUUCGCCGUCUCGUAAUUAUGGCGACGUCUGCCCCUUCACUCUCCGAUCCCAAUUGGCAAUAUGGCAUGGGAGGAUGGAACAAUCCUCGCCUUCCAAACUUCAAUCUUCACGACCCGACCGUGAUUGCUGUGGAUUGGCUGGGAUUUCUUUGUCUUCUUGGUGCUUCUCUCGCCCUCAUGUACAAGCUCAUGUCGUUCAAGGGCCCCGAUGGCGACCAAGAGUUCUUCGUCGGCUACCGGGAAGAGAAGUGCCUCUCCAUCUACGUCAACCUCAUCGCUGCCAUCACCUACUGGGGCCGUAUCUGCGCUCACUUCAACAAUGACAUGGGCCUUUCUCUGUCUGUCAACUACUUCAAGUACCUGGACUACAUCUUCACCUGUCCUAUCCUGACGCUGGAUCUGCUGUGGUCGCUCAACCUCCCCUACAAGAUCACCUACUCUCUCUUCGUCGGGUUGACCAUCGCAUGCGGAGUCUUCUGCAACGCGUUCGAGCCUCCUGCGCGGUACCUCUGGUUCAUGUUCGGCUGCUUCAUCUUUGCCUUCACGUGGAUCAGCAUCAUCCGCCUCGUCUACGCGCGGUUCCAGCAGUUUCUCAACGAGGACGCGAAGAAGAUUCGAGCGCCUCUCAAGCUCUCCCUCACCCUCUACUUCAGCAUCUGGUGCGGCUACCCGGCCCUCUGGCUUCUCACCGAGUUCGGAGCCAUCUCCCAGCUGGCAGCCCACGUGAUGACUGUCAUCAUGGACGUCGCCGCCAAGUCUGUGUACGGCUUCGCCCUGCUCAAGUUCCAGCUGGGGGUGGACAAGCGAGACGUCUGGCUCGAUGAGCUCAGGAGCGUCAGAUACUCUGAGCCUCCUCCUCAGAUCCGACCGUCGAAGAGCAGGGAGGGACCAGCGGGAUACAACUACGACGAGGAGCACGACUUUCCUCGCUUCAGCAAGUCCAGCAACCGCCCACAUGACAUGCGCCACUCUCGCGGCUCAGAGCACGCCAGCCGUCAGAGGCCCCCGCAAGACUUGUACCCACAUGACGACGGGAACGGCAUGGAGAAGGACCAGGAGAUCUCGUCGACGAUGAAGCAGAUCGCCGAGCUCAACAAGCAGCUCUCUGCCUUGCAAGAUGAUGAAAGAAUGUAAAAUGUAGAACAAAGUUCGUGAUAUCCGCAUGAAUCAAGUCGAGCACCUGAUGAAAUGAUAUAUUGUUUCGAUGGGAUUUUUCCAUGAAAGUACCGAAUAACCAUAA
Messenger RNA from Guillardia theta CCMP2712, 1248 nucleotides. RefSeq lists its product as hypothetical. The record is from RefSeq and is a predicted model, not a curated record. NCBI's taxonomy places the organism in Eukaryota, Cryptophyceae, Pyrenomonadales, Geminigeraceae. The transcript has 2 exons. Bases 27 to 1142 code for a protein of 371 amino acids. Gene Ontology annotation, cellular component: plasma membrane.